AUGUCCGAAAACGGGGAAGAGAAGUUACUCGCUGUGGCGCGGCACAUAGCGAAGACGCUGGGCCACAACAACACCAUGUCUGAUGACAUUUUCCAAAUAUUGUCCAACUUCGAUGGAAGGUUCUCGAGAGAGAAUCUUUCUGAAAAGGGCGUAGAUGCGGAUUCCAGAGCCUGCGCUGCACUCGAUCAUUCUCUCAAAUCCCUUGACCACCGGAUCUCUCACUACGUCUCCACCGACCGUCCAAUCUGGGCCGACGCUGCCCACGCCGCCGCCUUCCUCGACGCCGUCGACGAGCUCGUUGCCGUCGUCGCCGAGUGGAACCACCUCGCCUCCGAUAAGUCCGUCGCCGCCUGCCUCGUACGCGCCGAAGACAUGCUCCAGCACGCCAUGUUCCGCCUUGAGGACGAGUUCCGCACGCUCAUGGAGCGCGGCGGCGAGUCGUUCGGCCUCACUCGGAGCUACCGCAACGGUGAGUCCACGGAGAACAUGCCCUUUGACUUGGAUGAGGAGGACGAGGAGGAUGACGAUGCGAGAAACGGAGGUGACGAGGAGCAGAUUCCGGUGGCGCUGCCGGUCACCGACUUCGACAUCGUCAUCGAUGCGCUGCCGUCGGGGACGAUCAAUGACCUCCACGAGAUCGCGAAGCGAAUGGUGGCCGGCGGGUUCGGGAAGGAGUGCUCGCAUGUGUACAGCAGUUGCCGGAGGGAGUUCCUGGAGGAGAGCGUGUCGAGGUUAGGGUUACAGAAGCUCAGCAUCGAGGAGGUUCACAAGAUGACGUGGCAGGACCUUGAAGAUGAAAUUGAGAAAUGGAUGAAAGCCUCCAACGUUGCUCUCAAGAUCCUCUUCCCCAGCGAGCGGCGUCUCUGCGACCGCGUGUUCUUCGGAUUCGCCUCCGCCGCGGAUUUUUCCUUCAUGGAGGUUUGCCGAGGAUCCGCGAUUCAGCUGCUGAAUUUCGCCGACGCCGUCGCGAUCGGAAGCCGGUCUCCGGAACGGCUGUUCAGAAUCCUCGACGUGUUCGAGACGCUGCGUGACCUAAUUUCGGAGUUUGACGCUCUGUUUUCUGAUCAGUUCAGCGUGUCGCUCAGGAACGAAGCGAUUACGAUUUGGAAGAGGUUGGGGGAAGCGAUUAGGGGCAUUUUUAUGGAACUGGAGAAUUUGAUUCGCCGGGAUCCGGCGAAGAUGGCGGUUCCCGGUGGCGGUCUUCACCCAAUUACUCGCUACGUGAUGAACUACCUCCGUGCGGCGUGCCGGUCACGGCAGAGCUUGGAGCAGGUUUUUGAAGACUACGGGCUGAAGGAGUACCCCAAGCUUGAUGAUAGAGUGCCCUCGUCUUCUUCUCUUUCAGUGCAAAUGGAUUGGAUUAUGGAGCUGCUAGAGAGCAAUUUGGAAGCAAAGUCGAAGAUUUACAAGGACCCUGCUUUGUGCUAUGUUUUCUUGAUGAAUAAUGGGAGGUACAUUGUUCAGAAAACCAAAGAUAGUGAAUUGGGAACCCUCCUGGGUGAUGAUUGGAUCAGAAAACACGCGGCAAAAGUUCGACAAUUCCAUGUGCACUAUCAAAGAAGCUCGUGGAGUAAGGUACUCGGGAUUCUGAAGCUGGAUAGUAAUGUUUCACUACCCCCUAAUGGAUUAUUGGCAAAGUCAAUGAAGGAGAAGCUCAAGUUGUUUUAUUCGAUGUUUGAGGAUAUUUGCAAGGAACAGUCUUCAUGGUUUGUUUGUGAUGAACAGCUAAGGGAAGAAAUAAGAAUUUCGCUUGAGAAAAUCUUGUUGCCUGCAUAUGGAAACUUCGUAGCGAGGUUCGCGAAUCUUUCAGAGAAUGGUAAGCAUGCUGAUAAGCAUAUAAAGUAUGAAACAGAGGACAUUCAAGCAAGACUCAAUGAAUUGUUUCAGGGAUCAAGUGGUAGCCGAAAGUGA
Messenger RNA from Sphenostylis stenocarpa, 1911 nucleotides. The record is from the annotation of a GenBank genome assembly. Lineage: Eukaryota; Viridiplantae; Streptophyta; Magnoliopsida; Fabales; Fabaceae.